Messenger RNA from Columba livia (rock pigeon), 3819 nucleotides. Its product is annotated as ligand-dependent nuclear receptor-interacting factor 1-like. Bases 752 to 2113 code for a protein of 453 amino acids. Lineage: Eukaryota; Metazoa; Chordata; Aves; Columbiformes; Columbidae. The transcript is spliced from 3 exons. Gene Ontology annotation, molecular function: nuclear retinoic acid receptor binding. Gene Ontology annotation, biological process: regulation of DNA-templated transcription. The record is from RefSeq and is a predicted model, not a curated record.
CUCUGAGUGAGGUGCAGGGUGCCCCGUGCCUGAGGGGCACUGCAGCCCGGCUGUGCAGCAGAGUGGGCUGGGGGGCCCCCGGAGGUCCCGGGGAGCCCCCCUCCCACACACAGGUCAGGGACCUGGUGUGCAAGUCAGGUGAGCCGCAGGGCAGCCUCUGGCCAUGGGGACCCCUGCGCUAUGGCUCUGCAGAGGCUGAAUGGCCACAGGUACUGGGACAUGAGUAUUUGUGCCACAGUACAGGUCACACAAAAGGCUCAGCCUCACGGUGGGGAGAAGUGGUGGGCAGUGAAGGAAAGCUGGUGGGGUUGGCGGGGCAGGUACAGCCGUGUGGGGCACAGCCCCAGUGCCUGUGGGCAGCAGCGGCUGGGGCUGAGAGGACCUGGUGCCAGAGCGGCCGUUGAAACUCCAUGGUGCCCAGCGGCAGUUGGUGUCCAGCACCAGUGCUCCUGUCACCUGCGUCUGGAAGGUUCUCUACAGUUGUCAGCUGUUGCAGCAGUUGGUGGUUACUCAUCUAGCACGGCACCUGCGCUCCACAUGUAAUGUGUGUCAGGCUGUAUAAAGGAAGCCCUUCAGAAAAGAGAUGGAGAUAGAUGAGACCUACUGAAACUCCUUCAGCGAUCUCUUUCCUCCGGAAGCCUUGCCAAUGUGUACAACUGCAUGGUCAGAGUAGCUCAUCUGUCUAAACAGAAUACAUUAAAUCAAACAUAAUGCUUUUCUGAAGACAGAAGCCAGUACUACAUCUGCUCUGAUGCUCGAGUAUCAGCAAUUGGACAGUGAAGAAGACUUUUCUAGUGGAAGUUUCAACAUGCUAGAAGAUGUUGGCAUGACCUCUGCUGAGAGGGGAAAGUUCUCAACAGAUUUUAAUGCUCAGAGUAAUGAAAAGCACUCUCUCCAAAGAUGCCUCUCACAAACUCAUGCUGACCGAGAAGACUCAGCAUCAGUUUCAGGAAUUGCCGAUCUUCUUGAGGUUACUGAUGAACCCCAAGCACCGAUUUUAAAACAUGAUCUAGAGAUACCACCUGAAGCCAAAAUCACAUCAAUACCACUUUCUUCUUUCCCAACCAAAAUGCAGCAACUGAUGUUAGCCAGAGCUAAAAAUGUCUCUGAAGUAAAGCAAGCUACAGAAAUACAAACUGUAAAUUACAUAUGGCCAGUAAUAAAGACAGAAGAGGCUUCCAGCAGCCCCUUGUGGUACAAUUUUCCAAAGUCUUUAGUACCAACUAGUCCAAACUUAACAAGACACUGUUCUAGUCCUGAUGUAGUAAUUGAAAAUGUGAACUGUUCCCAAAUAAUGCCAAUGAAACAGCUUUCACAAGAAGAGUUAGACAGAAAUACUAGGAAAUCUUAUCCUCUUAUUGUAAAGUCAUCUAACAGUGUUGUUUCAGGAAUUCUAAAAUCAUUGACUGAUAUCAAUAGUAAAGAUUAUAAGAAUACCUUACUACUUUCAUCUGUCAGUCCUAUUAGAGAGCAACUGGAAAUUCCUCUCUUUAAGGGAAAUGCUGUAGCGAUAUAUAAGGGGCAAAUCUACCUUUUGUAUUUAAUGAGGCGUGAAGCUCUGUCACCAGAAAUGGAAAUAUGUGGCCAUGAUACAUUGCUUAGGGAGACCACACUUUGGCUCAUUACCUGUAGUGCUAUCCGUGAUGUAACGACAGAAGUUCCACAUCCACUGCUGUCAAAACAGUAUAUUGUAAAACAGAACAAAAAAGGUCUUACAACCCUUCCUACCCUCACGCACCAAGAUAAAACUUCAAACGCAACACAUUCCUCUUCACACCGGAUGACUACCAUCUCUCAGCCCAAGCAGUGCUCCCCUUCUACUGAGAAAAGACAACAGUUCCUCAACAAGGCUGCAUUUUCAUCCAAAGAAGGCUCGCAAAAAAGACAUGAGAGAGAGGCACAUUGGGAAAAAGAUAAUGAACUAAGAAAGAAAUUUGGUAUUGUUAAAGGUGUAAGAGUUCAUCUCAAGAGGAUAAGUCUCCCUGAACUUCCUGAGGAUUCUGGCAAAGCUUUUGCACAUAAAGGGAGGGUAACCAGCAGGACAAAGAAAUGGAAAAAAGUUUCAAAGGCACUUAACCGUCCAUACACUAAUACAAAGUACGCCUCGCCUUGAAGUGUUCAUUACACAUCAUGACUACGUUUUUCAAAAUUUUUGAGUGUUUAAGCCUCCUGUUCUAAACCAUUUUCUGUUUGAGAACCUUGCAAAGUUUAUAAGAAUUUGUAUAGUGCUGAUAUUUUUUGUAUCAGGGCUAUCAGCAGAGUUAGGAAACUCUGUUGACAGUCCUGUGUCAUCAGUGAUAUUUCUGCACAUGACAGCUAAAAGUUUAAGAGUGUGGUCACAUAAAUGACUACAACUUAAUAAGGACUUGAGUUUGAUUUUUCAGCUUUUAAAGCAUUCUUUCCACAAGCCCAGUUUUAUUUUCUACAAAACUGCUGGACACAGGAUAUGGAGUAAAAGCAGACAUCCUGCCAGCGACAAAUUUCCCUCCAGUCAGGUUUGGAGAGAGGCUGUGCCAAAGAUCAGUGCAAAAUGGGUGCCUUGCAUUAAAUACUCUGAAGCUUCUCCACUCUACCCAUAUGGACUCACUACGUAGCACAGUGAUCCAUGCCUUUCAAGACGAGUGAAGUUUUCCUCACCACUGUUACUUCUAAAAUGCCAGGAUCUCUUUUCUUUCGGUUCUGGCAAAAACUGCAGACAGAAUACAGCUACUGCCGGAGACAUUUCCAAGUCUGUAUUCUGGUUGCCAUUCAUACAACUGCAACUGAAAGAAGAAAAAGUGUCUGCUGACCUGUAACUGGUAGCAAUGGUUUGCAAUCUGGCUGUGCCAAUGCAUGUCUCAUAGGCAGAAACAGGAUGCUUUUCAUACUUGUGCUAGAUUCUUUAUGCUUUGGACAUGUUGUCAUUCACUUUUAGUUAAGGUACUAGGAGCUCAAGCUACAUAUUUUUAGUCAUUGCCCUGCUUUUGCAAAAGUGUUGCCCUGUGGCUUUGUUUAGAAGUAUCAUUUGACAGUUUUGCCAAGUGUUAUCAGAGUCUCUUGGAACAGGUAUCUGCUUUCUCUGAUCCCUGAGAUUUUUAAACUCCUGGUUGCAAUAGGCCUCUUGUAUCCAUUUUGUAUUUUUCUACAAUAAGGCUCUUAAGAUUGUUUCACUAGCCAGACUCGACAUGGGAUUUCUGGCAGCCUCUAUAAUUUCAAUAUACUUUUGUUCAAGUUCUUAUUCUGGAGAUAAAUUAGUAAUCAAUAAUAAAUUAGUAUUUCUCCUAGAUCUGCCUCUUAUCUCUUGUUCAGCCUGUAGCAUUAAACUUCCACUUCUCACAACUGAAUUGCAAACCAGCAUCACCUGACCUUUCCAAGAUCUCUGAGAACGGUCUACUUUUGCUGUCCCUGAAUGGGAACACCAUUGAUGUACCCUCAGGAUUCAUGAAAAUAUGCUAUGUAUUUUGUGAAAUAUUUCAAGGCCAGGUAGAACAAAACUUUCCAAAGAAUAUGCUGAAAGAGCACAGGUUUGAACUAAUUUUUUUUUUUUUUAAUCUACAUUAUUAUUUGUCAACACGUGUCCCAAAAAUUAAAUAGGUUCAAAUCCCUAAUGAAAUAUUACAUGUUUGAAUUUAUUUUAUACCUGUUCUACACAGAUGCUUUCACUUGCUAGACUGCUAUUGAGAACUUUGAGUUACCAAGAGUGUUAUUAGUAGUUCUUAUUAACCUUAAUUGUUAUUGUGACUGCCUUUUCAAUAUUUUCUGCUGCUGUGCCUUUUUCUUUGCAGGUAACUUUCACUUCUUUACAUUCUAUCAUCUCCUGCAGAAUUUGUGUUCUUUGCU